Charadrius vociferus (killdeer) is the source of this 859-nucleotide messenger RNA. RefSeq names its product ubiquitin carboxyl-terminal esterase L1 (ubiquitin thiolesterase) (gene UCHL1). The record is from RefSeq and is a predicted model, not a curated record. The transcript is spliced from 6 exons. Lineage: Eukaryota; Metazoa; Chordata; Aves; Charadriiformes; Charadriidae. Bases 1 to 519 code for a protein of 172 amino acids. Gene Ontology annotation, molecular function: cysteine-type deubiquitinase activity. Gene Ontology annotation, biological process: protein deubiquitination; ubiquitin-dependent protein catabolic process. Gene Ontology annotation, cellular component: cytoplasm.
AUGGUUACAUGUUUACAGCAUGAGAACUUCAGGAAACAACAAACUGAGAAUAUACAGGACCAAGAAAUUAGUUCCAAGGUGUAUUUCCUGAAGCAGUCAGUCAGUAACUCCUGUGGGACAAUUGGUCUGAUACAUGCAGUUGCUAAUAAUAGAGACAAACUGAAGCUUGAUGAGGGGUCUGCCCUGAAGAAGUUUCUUGAAGAAACAGCUGAUAUGACUCCUGAUGAGAGAGCUAAGCAUUUUGCAAAUAAUAAGGCUAUACAAGAAGUCCACAAUUCGGUUGCACAAGAAGGACAAUGUCGGGUUGAGGACAACAGUAUGAACUUCCACUUCAUCCUGUUUGUCAAUGUGGAUGGACAUCUGUAUGAAUUGGAUGGGCUUAUGCCAUUUCCUGUAAACCACGGCAAAAGCUCAGAUGACUUGCUAUUGAAGGCUUCUGCUAAGAUUUGCAGACAAUUUACAGAACGUGAAAAGGGAGAAGUUCGUUUUUCUGCUGUGGCUUUCUGCAAGUCAGCCUGAGGCUCUGAAGAGAUGCAAGGAAAGCAGUCUAAUAGCACACCAGUAAAUGCAGUCUAAACUCCAGUGCUUCAGUACUUGUUAAACACAGCUGUUCUGGUAAUUUAAAUUGUUUCCACCUUUUGCUAUACACAGGAGCAACAUCAGCUGAGCUUAUGCUAAAGGAUGAGCUCAAGUUUUAAUGUGAACAGUUUGGACACAUCAGAUGUCUUUAGACUCUUUUUUCACAUGUUAAGUAGAAAAUGCUUAACAGGGCUUGUUUAAUCUGUAUCAUGUUAAUUGAGCUGUUGGUUGAUAUUUCCUUGUCUUUAAUGAGAAUAAAAUGUUCUGCUGGAAGACUAAA